Messenger RNA from Mustela erminea (ermine), 2749 nucleotides. RefSeq names its product synapse associated protein 1 (gene SYAP1). The record is from RefSeq and is a predicted model, not a curated record. Gene Ontology annotation, cellular component: cytoplasm; synapse. The coding region runs from base 133 to 1194 and encodes 353 amino acids. The transcript has 9 exons. Lineage: Eukaryota; Metazoa; Chordata; Mammalia; Carnivora; Mustelidae.
CGGAUAGAGAGGCUGCUCCAGGGUCGCACUUCCGGCCAUCUCCCUGGGAGACGCGCAUUGUGAAGUCCGGAGCCGGCCGUGCCAGUUAGGGUCUCCGGCGACCGGGACCGCAGUGGCGGCCCCGCGGGCGGGAUGUUCCGGGGUUUGAGCAGUUGGUUUGGCUUGGAGCAGCCGGCGGCGGGUGGCCGGCAAUCUGAGGGAGACGCUCCACCCCAGCAGUGCUCUGAAGUGGUGUCCGAGUCUGCGGACGGGGAGCCGCGUCAAGCGGGGAACCAGGAACUCCUUCUUCACCAGGCGAAAGGCCUCGGCAACUAUCUGUUUAGCUUUGCAACUGCUGCUACAAAAAAGAUAACUGAAUCAGUUGCUGAAACAGCACAGACAAUAAAGAAAUCAGUAGAAGAAGGAAAGAUAGAUGACAUCAUUGAUAAGACAAUUAUAGGAGAUUUUCAGAAGGAACAGAAAAAAUUUGUUGAGGAACAGCAUACCAAAAAGUCAGAAGCAGCAGUGCCCCCAUGGGUUGAUAGUAAUGAUGAAGAAACAAUUCAACAACAAAUCCUGGCCUUAUCAGCUGACAAGAGGAAUUUCCUUCGUGACCCUCCAGCUGGAGUGCAGUUUCAUUUUGACUUUGACCAGAUGUAUCCCGUUGCCCUGGUCAUGCUUCAAGAGGACGAGCUGUUGAGCAGGAUGAGAUUCGCCCUUGUUCCUAAACUCGUGAAAGAAGAAGUGUUUUGGAGAAACUACUUUUACCGCGUCUCCCUGAUUAAGCAGUCAGCCCAGCUCACGGCCCUGGCCGCCCAGCAGCAGGCCUCCGGGAAGGGGGAGAAGAGCCGCGGCACCGAGGAAGACCUGCCGCUGACAGAGGCAGUACGGCCCAAAACGCCACCUGUCGUAAUCAAAUCUCAGCUUAAAACUCAAGAGGAUGAAGAGGAGAUUUCUACCAGCCCAGGGGUUGCUGAGUUUGUCAGCGACGCCUUUGAUGCCUGUAACUUAAAUCAGGAGGAUCUGAGGAAGGAAAUGGAGCAACUGGUUCUUAACAAAAAGGAGGAGGAGACCGCCGUUCUAGAAGAAGAUUCUGCAGAUUGGGAAAAAGAGCUACAACAAGAGCUUCAGGAAUAUGAAGUGGUGACAGAGUCAGAGAAACGAGAUGAAAACUGGGAUAAGGAAAUAGAAAAAAUGCUGCAGGAGGAAAAUUAGCUCUUUCCUGAAAUAAAAGAAUAAUGCUUAACAUUCUGUAACUGACAUUAAAUUCUAGAUGACAACACUUGCUGAAUCAGAAGGCACAAAAGAUGGGUAUAAUUUUGAAGUCCAAGAUUGUUCAUUUUUAGGCUGAAAUUUGCCUUUUUUGCUUUUAAAAAAAAUAUAUAGGAUAGUUAUUCUAAUAAUUGAAAAGGAUGUUUUAUGUAAUAUUUCUUUAAUAUAAAUCUAUUUAGAGGUAUUCAUGUAGUCACUAUGGAUAUCUUUGCCACAGAAAUGCAAGUAAAAUUUUAGAAUUCUGUUUUCUGUGAGGUCAGAAUUAUAAUUUAUUCUUCAAUUUUUUUUUUUUUUCUAAACAUUUGUACUUCUUGUUGCACUUUCACUGAUACAUGUAUGUUAAAGUACUUAUAUAAUGAAUUGAUAACUAUCAAAAUGACCAAAUUGUACCAAAGAACCUAAGAAGAAGCACUUUCAAGACUAUUUUCUUGCUAGGUAUUUUCUAAAAUUCCAUCUAGAAGCCAAAAGGUAAGAUAAUGAUGUUGAUUUUAAUGGUGUAAACAUCACAUAAUUUGAAACUGAGAAAUACCGUGCAAAGACGUUUCUUUUUCUCUGGGGCCUUUUCUUUCUUUCUUGUGUUGUUGUUUGUUUCUUUAUUUGUUUUUUUAACUGUACCACAUUUAAUAUUGUUGCUUUCCUAAAUUCCACAUCACAGUUUUUGUAGAAAAUGGGGCCUUUUGUCCUUUUUAUAUUAAUGACCUUCACAAGCCCAUUCAGCUUACAUUCUCUUGUUUUUGUUUAAAAACUUUCAGCUUUGUUUGUCUUAAUUAAACUGUUAGUCCUUAUAAAAUUGUGUUACUCUAAGUGCAGCUUACAGAACUUCACCGCUCAAUCCUGCUUAUAUUAUCCUACACCAGCAGGCCCAUGCUCAUAGGAUAUGGUAUUUUAAAAGAACAAGGUGGCUUAAUGUCAGAACACUUCUGAGACGUUGACUUCGUAAAACGUUCAUAUUUCUCAAGGAAACUUUAUUUCAUAAAAGGGAAUAGAGUUAAGAUGAUUCUUUAUGGGAAAAAAUGUACAUAUGUAUAUUUUUGACCCUAUAAAAAUUAGCCCAUUGUCCUCUGGCAAAGGUAUUGUCAAUGAGAGACCUGGAUGUGUGUCCGGGCUUUACUCGUGUUUGUUGCUUGGUGUACACACUGGUGAGUGAGCCAGACCGUCUCAGCUAGGACCCCUUGGGUUAUAGUAAUAAACUCAUGUAUUCUGUGAAAUCGCUGACCCCAUCAUCAAGGGAUUUCCACUCGUGGUGUAACAGUUGAUGAUUACUGAGUUUGGGUUCAGAGAUAAUGACUGGCAACUUCUUAAAUAAUCCUGUUGAAGGGAAAAGUUUGGAUUUUUUUAAAGUAGAGUUUUCUGGAGGGGAAAGAAACAUGUAAAAUGUUUUUAAGUAGCUGAAAGUCCUGGAUGUAAGCAGAUCAGAAUACGACAGUGCUUUGCUCUUGGUAUGUGCACUAAAAUUCACAUUGUUGAAUAAAUACAAAAAGGCAAAGGUUUCAGAGAA